CGCCAUCCCCACGCUGCUCUGGGCCCAGCUCCCCAGCGGCCCCUGGAGAGCCCGCGAUCGAGAGGAGACCUCCGAGCUGCCUAGACAGGACCCGGAAGUGCGCGCCAGGGAGCCCGAGGUUCCAGUGGUGCCCGGAGGCCGAGGUGGCCGCCGCUGCGCGAUGACUGCCCGUCGGUCGUGCAGUACUCUGAAGAAAUUUUAGAAGAGGUCACGGCCUUGGAGCAGCACCGGGGAUUGGACCCAGCCCAUGGAGAAGCUGCGUGAGCAGAUGUCCUCGGAGUCCCUGUGCCCAUCCUCUGUGCAGGAGCCCCGACGGAGCAAGGAUGAGAAAACUGACACCCAGGAAGCAGAAGUAACUUACCCAGGGUCAUCCUGCUGGUAAUGGCAGAGCUGGAAUUCGAAUUCAGAUCCGCUUGGUUCCCAAUCGCUCCCACCCCCAUCCCAUUCCGUGCACGGAUUCCAAGAGCCUGCAAGUUCCUGUCUUCUUUUCAUCCCUGAAUUGCUCCCACCAGCCUAAGCUGAGCAUGGGGCGUCCGGUGGUGCUGACUUUAGACAACAAGGACAUGAAGGGGUUCACAUGGGCCAUAGCUCCGGCCUUGACCUCCUUGGGCUACCUGCUCAUACUGCUGGUCUCCAUCUUUCCUUUCUGGGUACGGCUUGUAAACGAGGAGUCCCAUGAAGUGUUUUUCAGUGGCCUGUUUGAGAACUGCUUCCAUAUCAAAUGCUGGAAGCCUCGACCCUUAUCAGUGUACAUCAUUCUCGGCCGUGUCUUCCUGCUGUCUGCAGUUGUCCUGUCUUUCCUUACUACCUUCAUCCUGGUGUCCUUUGCAUCUCAGCUGUUUCCAAGGACCCGGAAGCACAAUUUGGUGUCGGCCUUCAUCAGCUUCCUCACAGGCUGGCCAAGGCCCUACCCUGGGAGGCUCCCAUCACAUGGAGGAGGUGGAACGCUCACAGUGGGAAAAUCAGGGGUCUGUGCCUUCCUGGCCUUGUUGCUGCAUGCCCUGGAGAUCCAGAAUCUGAGGAUGAAGCCCAACCCCCCCCAGUUCUCCGUACAGUGGCCUUACUACGUCCUUGGCUUUGCCAUUCUUCUGUUUAUAGUGGCUGGUGCCAUCUGCCUCUUUCAAGAAACAGCCUGCCUUGGCUGCCAUUUGUUGCCCAACUCCCAGAGUAUGGAGGAGACCCAAGGGGUCCCACACCUGGAGAAUCUGGAGAGUUUGGGAGGAGAACUGAGCUCAAUACAAAAGGAGACACUGCUGAAGGAAGAAACAAUUAUCUAGUCCAGGAGAGCAUCCUCCACCUGUCAUCCGCUGUGUGAGUGGAUUUGUGGAGGCCCGAGUGGCAGCCAAUCUCUGUGGCUUCUGUUGAACUUCCUGAGUGUCACUUCCCCACACUCACAGUGAUUCUGUCUGGCUUGUAUUUGCAAUUUGGUAAAAGUUUUUUUGAAUUA
Messenger RNA from Canis lupus familiaris (dog), 1447 nucleotides. It is a transcript of the gene TMEM225B, whose product is annotated as transmembrane protein 225B. The transcript has 9 exons. The coding region runs from base 525 to 1277 and encodes 250 amino acids. The record is from RefSeq and is a predicted model, not a curated record. Lineage: Eukaryota; Metazoa; Chordata; Mammalia; Carnivora; Canidae. Gene Ontology annotation, biological process: negative regulation of phosphatase activity.